Messenger RNA from Sardina pilchardus (European sardine), 2392 nucleotides. RefSeq names its product nephronophthisis 1 (gene nphp1). Gene Ontology annotation, molecular function: protein binding. The coding region runs from base 146 to 2173 and encodes 675 amino acids. The transcript is spliced from 20 exons. Gene Ontology annotation, cellular component: cytoplasm; cilium. The record is from RefSeq and is a predicted model, not a curated record. Lineage: Eukaryota; Metazoa; Chordata; Actinopteri; Clupeiformes; Clupeidae. Gene Ontology annotation, biological process: protein localization involved in establishment of planar polarity.
GGUAGCGUCUACUGUGUGGUUACGUUGCAGAUGCUUCCAGUAAAUCGAGUGCGUCUUUUUAUUUGAUGAUGACAUAUUUAGAUUAUAUUUUAAGAAUUGCUUUAGUGUGUCAGUUUGACUGCAUCUGAACGAAUUAGCUAACACAAUGCCACCCAAACGGAGAGGGCCUUUGCUAAACCUUCAAAGAGAAGCGGAUGGCUUGAAGACGAAGCUGGACGGUUUGGUGGCUGACGUCAACCAACUUAAUGAACAUAACCGUGUUGAUCUAAGACAGAGAUGUUCUGAGUUGCUCAGUGCAGUUGAGCAGACAACACAGGCUUUGAAGAAAUUAACUAAAGCAGAUGAGCCUGCACCAGUAGGCAACUAUGAGCUGCGAAAGCAGGAGGAAGAGACACGCCUGCAGGACUUCCACAACCAGCUCCGUACCCUGGAGCUCAACCUCCAGUCCCCUGAGACGUCAGAGGCCAGUGAGAGACUGUCAGCCCAGGGUCCAUCAGGAGAUCAGGAGAGUGAAGAAGACAGUGAGGAAGAGGAGGAGAGUGAAGAUGAGGACAACAACGAUGAGGAUGAUGACGAUGAGGACGAGGAUGAGGAAGAAGAGGAGGAAAGGAGUGAUGUUAAAGAAGGGGAACAUGCAUUGAUGGAGAGAGUUGUUGCCAUCAGCGCUUUCAAAGGAGAACAGCAGGGAGACCUCACCAUGGAGAAGGGAACUGUGCUGCACAUUCUUAAAAAGAACAAAGACGGAUGGUGGCUCGCACAGGACUCAAAGGGCAACAAGGGGCUUGUACCUAAGACCUACGUAAAGGCUCAGCCACUGAAGGAGGAAGAGGAAGAUGAUGAUGAUGAUGAGGAGGAUGAGGAAGAGAGUGAGGAGGAGAAGGAGGAAAUGGAUGAAGAGACUAAGAGCAAAGCAAGAAGCAGUCACUCUAACUGGGAUACUGUGAGAAAGGCCAUCACAGAGAUUGAUGCCACCGAUGUUUUGUCUGCCAUGGGGGCUAUCCCUGCUGGCUUCAGGCCAUCCACCUUGUCUAAACUGCUAGAUGAGGGAGUCACUUACAGAGGAAGUCACUACAUUCAGCCCGAGCUCAGCCAGUCCAAUCUGUCCUUUAAAGACCUCUUUCUGGACCCAGACACCGGCAAGGUUCGUGCUCGCACCUCUCGGGUGUGUUUGUCUCUGUCUCUGUGGAGCUGCAAGAUGAUCCCGCCCCCUGGAGUGGGGUUGCAGGUUCUGAGUCGACACGUCCGCUUCUGCGCCUUUGAUGGAGAGCAGGUGCUGAGUAACAUCUAUACUGUACGAGCCACUUACAGCGCAAAAAACCCUAAGACCUGGAGCUUCUCACCAAGGAUGAGUGGGCAGCUGCCCAGCCUGCUGGACGGAGAGUGCUUCCUGCGCUGUAACUCUGCGUCUGCCAACCUGGGCGUUCUCUUUGAGCUGGGGGUCACCUACAUCCGAAAUUCCACAGGUGAACGGGGUGACUUGAGUUGUGGCUGGACCUUCCUCAAGCUUUAUGAUGCCAGUGGAGCUCUUAUACCACUGCGGACCUAUGAGCUCAUUCUCCAUGGAGGGACUCCUUACGAGACAGAUGUGGAGGUGGAUCCUUCCCUCACCAAAGGAGUAACGGGCAGCGUGUUCCAGCAGAUGCUGAUGUCCAGGAGAGUCCCCAAGCUCAUAGUGAAGCUCCGCACACCAAACAACAGGACCAUGGCUCAUUUAAAUCUUCUGCCGGACACCUUUGUGGGAAGUCUCUGUUCGGUUCAGUUGCUGGCCUUAUAUAGACAGUUACUUGCUGACACGCUACUACUGGAUAGAGUUACCAUGCAAAGUGCAGAUUUGAUCUGCAACUCAGUUCUGGCAACUUUCCCUGAGGUUCUGAAUCAAUCAGAUCUGCUGGAUGCCUUCCAGAGUGCGUGGGAAAAUGCAGAAAAGCUUAUGAAGAGGUCAGAGAAGCGGGACAUGGCGGUGCUGAAACGGGAGUUUGUGAGGGUGUACAUGGAGUACGUGUUCCCCCUGCUCUACUCGGCCGACAUGCCCGCCCCCCUCUGGGCGGACGAUGACGUGGACACUCAGAGAGCUCGCAUCGUCUUCACCAGCAACCACCCGCAGUCCACCGCCCAGCAAGCUUUUGACAUCUCCCAGGUCACCUAUGACCUCCUCAGCUCAGCCAGACACUGACCGGUGUAUAUCGAACAUCACCAAAACACUGACCGGUGUGUGCCAAACAUCACCAAAACACUGACCGUUGUGGCUACAGACAAAGCAGAGACCAAUCAGCAUGGCUAUACAUUAUCCUAUCACACAUCUACGCAUGCUGUAGUGUCCACUCACCUGCAUGAGAUGCUGAUCAUGGAAAAAAAGAAUAUUGUAUGACUGAAGCACGCUUUAUUUAUUGAA